AUGGGUCGAUUUCGUUCGGGCUACCGUCAGCCCUCAUCACUUCUGUAUGUGGGAAGCACUGCUGUCGGUGCAGCCAAGCGGCAUUUGAACCGCAUGGCAGUCUACAGAAGACUUCAAAGAACCGAAUUUGUGGAUGCAGAAUUGUCCCUGAGAUAUUGGGCAUCCCAACACGACCUUUUCCAGUUUGUGCUUGUUCCGCUGGAAUUUUGUGACAACUACCAGCGAGCUUGGACUGUUGAGCACGAACUCAUUGCUCAAUGGCAGGCACCUUUGAAGUAUCCCAGAGCAAUGUCUCUCAUUAAGAAGACCGCUCUCGGUUUCCGGAUUUCGUCCAAACGCAGAGGGUCAUUGUAUUGCACCUUUAGCCUCCGACUUUGGCGCAAACUGCGAAAGCGCAUGUUUGGUCGUAGUUCGAAAUUCUUCAUUCAUGACUCUCGGGAGUUAGCCUGGGGGCUUCUGUUUAAGCUGGCAUCGAGAACCCGAGCAUCCUUUGAAACAGCGAAGCUGCUCCGAUCCAACAAGACGGCUGACGAGGAAGUGUAUGCCCUCAUCAAACUCAGUCGCAAUAUCGAAAACCCUCAUCGCAACAGGGUGCAAGGAAUACUCAAAGGUGUAGUCAAGUUUCGCAAGAAGAUGCACUGGCCACGGACUUCCCGACCUUUGGGAGUCCUGCCAACUGCGUCUCCUUCGUUUUCCAAGGAGUGCGAGAAGUGGUUAAAAGACCUCAUCCUCCGGUACAAGUAUCUUUUUCCAUCUUUCAAUGUUCCAAAGAACAGCCUACGUGAAGUUCCGCACCAGAGUAUCAAGAAAUUUCUCCACAACUUCCGAUCUUGGGAAGAAACGAUGUGGGAGCACGACUUUGAUUUGGAGUCCGUGCACUGUCCGUGUGAGCAGUUUGCAGGAAAACUUCCUGCUCAUUGCUUCGUGUCUGGCCACGUAGCCACAGGUUUGGAGAACCUGACCAAGCUACUACCAGGCUGUUCGAGCAUCUUAUCGGCCAGUGCCGCGAGCACCUUUUUCCCAGACCGCAAUCACUGGAUGGCCAAGUCCAGAGCUCUGUUUGAUCA
Symbiodinium sp. CCMP2592 is the source of this 1067-nucleotide messenger RNA. The record is from the annotation of a GenBank genome assembly. Lineage: Eukaryota; Dinophyceae; Suessiales; Symbiodiniaceae.